AUGCCAGAAACAGAUAGUUUUUAUAAAAUUUACACGCAGCACAAGACUUUUGAUGAUGCGAAGGAGACUUGUGAAUUAGACGGAGCAGAAUUGUUUUAUCCGGAAGAUGAAGACGAAGCUAAGGCUGUGAUAUCUUACUGGCAGGAAACUCAAAGGUUCCACUGGAUUAUAAUCGGCGUUUACGCACCGUUUGUGCCAGACGUUUUCGUAACGAUUCAUGGAGCUUCAAUAAACACUGUUUACAAAAAAUGGGGUCAAGCCGAACCAAAUAGUUUCGAGGUUUUGAAAAGUUGUGUUAUUUUGCGACAUACUUUAAGUAUAAGCGAUGUUGUCUGCAAUAAUCUCUACCCCUUUAUUUGCAAGAAACGAGCAAGCACGAUUCGUUGGAAUAGACUAUGUGAUUUACCAACUAGGAGUUACGAAUAUGUGGAACAAUUAGGUAGAUGUUACAAGUUUCACACAAAUCCAAGAAACUGGACGGAGGCUUUCCGAGCUUGCAAUGCCGAGCAGGGGUACUUGGCUAUUAUCGACAGUCAGGGAGAAGCGGACCACCUCGUGAACGUCACAAAGAUGGCGAAAAAAAGAUGA
Pieris macdunnoughi is the source of this 588-nucleotide messenger RNA. NCBI's taxonomy places the organism in Eukaryota, Metazoa, Arthropoda, Insecta, Lepidoptera, Pieridae. The record is from the annotation of a GenBank genome assembly.